Oppia nitens is the source of this 1786-nucleotide messenger RNA. Its product is annotated as sodium/potassium/calcium exchanger 4-like. Gene Ontology annotation, biological process: calcium ion transmembrane transport; intracellular calcium ion homeostasis. The transcript is spliced from 6 exons. Gene Ontology annotation, molecular function: calcium, potassium:sodium antiporter activity; calcium channel activity. The record is from RefSeq and is a predicted model, not a curated record. Gene Ontology annotation, cellular component: membrane. Bases 302 to 1660 code for a protein of 452 amino acids. NCBI's taxonomy places the organism in Eukaryota, Metazoa, Arthropoda, Arachnida, Sarcoptiformes, Oppiidae.
UAAUUAAUAGUAGUUUUAUACAGUUUUGUUUAUUUUAAUUUGUAUAAAAUAUAAUAUUUUUUUAGUUACUUUUAUUUAGAUUUUAUAGCAAUAUUUUACUUGAUUUUGUGUUAUAAUAAGAUGUUAUCGAUAUUUUAGUUCAAACAAUUUUUUCUAUAAAUUUUAAUAUUAAAUUAUUAAAUAUUUCUGAUAAUUUAUACAAAAUAUUUUAUGAAUAAAUGAAAAUUAUAUAAUUUUUUCAAUAAGUGUUGUGCUAUUUUUUAAACUGUUCAGCUAACUAUUAAUUAAAUUUGUAUUAAUUAUGGUGUAUGAAAUCGUGUCAUUCAUCGGUAGUGUCGGUGUUUUAAUAUACUCUUGUCUUUCAAUAACACUAUUAUGUGAUUCAUAUUUUGUACCAUCGCUUGAAUUUAUUGGAAAUUAUCUUCAUCUGUCACCCGAUAUAACCGGUGCUCUGUUCACACCAUUGGGAACUGCAGGUCCAGAAGUGUUCAGCAGUAUUGUAGGUGUGUUCGUAACUGAAGGCAACAUCGGUACAGGUGCUAUCAUAGGAUCGGCUGUAUUUAAUUUACUCAUUAUUCCUACUGCCUGUUCAUUGACAUCCAUCUAUUUUCGUGGACAGCCAUUAAAAUUAAACUCAAUAACUAUUGUGAGAGAUCUUAUACUGUAUAUCAUAUCAAUAAUUGCAUUGAUUCUUGUCAUACAAGAUAACAGAGUUGAAAUUGUUGAAGCCUCACUACUGGUGCUGUUGUUUGUGUUGAUUGUGAUCUUUCUCUACUAUAAUGCACAGUUGAUGGACAAAUUGAAGGCUGUGCUAAGCAGUUCCCGAACCUGUGAAUGCACUGAAUUGGAGUGCAGUCAUGAUUCUGCCGACAAUAACCGUAAGGCCGGUGACGCCGACGACACCGAAAAGACACCACUAUUGAUGGCUAAUGACAAUCAAAAGUCAUAUUCAAUACAAUAUACACAACCAAUCCUAUCAUACGAAGUGGUGAACUUGUCAACUGAGAAAACCAUUAGUGAGACACUAGAAGUUAAUAUCAAAAUGACCGGAACUGAUGAAAGUGAUAGCAAUAAUGGCUCAUAUUUUACAUUUCUCUACGGCUUACUGAUGGCACCGAUCAGACUUAUAAUGUAUCUGACAAUAGUUAGACCCACUGAUCGAUUGUUUGCUAUUACUUUUGUCACAUCCAUAGUCUGGUUAGCCCUACUGUCAUACGUAACAGUCACUUGUGUCGAGUUUGUCAGUGAAUACGUGGGAAUGUCGGAUACAGUGGCAGGUAUGACACUCUUAGCUUUGGGUAAUGCAAUGCCCGAUUUGGUGACAAGUAUUAUAUUUGUCAAGAAAAGAGGUUUGGCCGAUAUGGCCAUUUGCGGUGCCAUAGCGUCCAAUAGGUUUGCAAUACUAAUGGGUUUAGGCUUUCCCUGGGCUCUCAAAUGUAUGACCAAUUGGGCGGUAAACAAGUCGUUCUUCUGGAACUAUAUUCCCAUAAACAGCACAUCACUGCCCUAUACAUCACUAGUCUUAUUGGUAGCAAUAGUGUUGCUAUUUAUUAACUUACGUCUAAACAAUUGGGUAAUGAAUCGCAAGUUUGCCUUUAUUUGUGUUUUCAUACAUUUGACUUUUGUCUCGAUAGCCAUAUAUCUCGAGUAUAAUCUGUAAUAUUAUUUUUUAAAUUACCAUAAAAAUAAUGUAUAAUAAUUUUAUUAUUAUUAUUAAUUUUUUAUUUUAUAUACUCAAUUGAAAUGAUUUUAUUUUAUCUAUAACUUAUAUAUGUAUUAAAAUAAU